AUGCCUCCUUCUCGAUCAGGACGCGUCUACGAAGGACCACCGUCUAGGAUCGCCGUUAGAAUCGGACCCACCAUCGCCCUGUUGCUGAUUCUCUUCGAGAAUCGUCGCGCGACCUGCUUAAUGAGCAAUUCCGUGGACGAUUGGGUAAGCGGUAAUGCCGUGGUCUGCAAAGGUAUUCCAGGGAUGACGAAGGAACAGCGCGAGCUAUGCCACAGAAAUCCGGACGUGACGGUGGCCGCGAUCAAAGGUCUGCAAAUGGCGAUAUCCGAGUGUCAGCAUCAAUUCAUGUGGCACAGGUGGAAUUGUUCAUCCUUGACGCCUAGCAGCAGGACGCAGCAGAGCAGCGUCCUCCUUCAGAGAGGCUACAGGGAGACUGCGUUCGCGUUCGCGAUUUCCGCAGCCGGGGUGGCGCACAGCGUGGCCCGGGCGUGCAGCAUGGGACGGUUGCUCUCCUGCGGAUGCGACCCGUCGAGUUACAAGGGUAAGCCGCCUGCCAAGGCCAGGGGCACGCAAUGGAAGUGGGGCGGGUGCUCGCACAAUCUCGACUACGGCAUGGAGUUCUCGAGACAGUUCCUAGAUACGCGCGAGAGGGCCGGGGAUAUACAGUCGACGGUCAAUCUUCACAACAAUCAAGCUGGCCGCUUGGCGGUGGCGAGCAAUAUGCAAGUGCGAUGCAAGUGCCACGGUAUGUCGGGUUCCUGCGAGCUCAAGACUUGCUGGAAAGUGGCGCCGGAUUUCCGAAUAGUCGGGAAAACGCUAAAGGAUCGGUUUCGUAACGCUGUGCUGGUGGCGCAAAGCAAUCUGGGCAGCGUGACCCCGUUGACCAGAGUGAGAGGAUCUCGGAGGAGGAGGCCGGAUCGGCAGAGGCAGAGGAAACAUCGCGGUGGAUCGGGCGGGAACGGGCGUAAGAGGAGGCCUCGGGAUCUCGCCAAGCAACUAUUCUAUUACCAAAAAUCGCCAAAUUUUUGCGAGAGAGAUCCGAGCGCGGACAUCCCUGGAACGGCGGGGCGUAGAUGCAACAAGACAAGCUCGGGUGGGGACGGGUGCGGCAACCUGUGUUGCGGAAGAGGUUACAACGUGGUGAGACAACGACGGGUCGAGAGGUGCAAAUGCAAGUUUCAUUGGUGUUGCAUCGUGCAAUGUCAGAACUGCACUGUGGAAGAGUGGAUCACUGUUUGCAAGUGA
Molecule: messenger RNA, 1185 nt
Organism: Apis laboriosa (Himalayan honeybee)
Lineage: Eukaryota; Metazoa; Arthropoda; Insecta; Hymenoptera; Apidae
Gene: Wnt10
Product: protein Wnt-10b-like
Exons: 4
Coding region: 1-1185 (394 amino acids)
Biological process (GO): multicellular organism development; neuron differentiation; canonical Wnt signaling pathway
Cellular component (GO): extracellular region
Molecular function (GO): frizzled binding; cytokine activity
Source: RefSeq, a predicted model, not a curated record